GUAUAGUGGUUCGCUUUAAAACAUUUUCCUCAUUUUUUGUUAAACCUAAAUUGCCUAUUGCCGGUUUCAGAUUAAUGUUCAUACUUCCUGUUGAUAUUUUUUAAUAUACAUUAUAAGUUUAGUGCUUAUAUCACCAAAUUUUUGUUACAAAAUUUAUAGGAGAUACAUCCCGAGAUCCACCUGAAUGCAAUUUUGACACCAAUGAUGAUCCCUACAUGUCCUUCAUGUGUAAUGCAACAGUGACUUAUUGUUUCACCUGUGUUGCAAUAUAUUCACUUUAACUUUUCUCAUGUCACUUCUUUAAUUUCACAAAUGUAUGCACAUACUGGACUUGUUGUGAAAUACUGAUGAAUUGAUUGUAUUUGAUAAGAGUUCCAGCUGUAUUUUUGUGAUAACAACAUUUGUGGCAUACUUCUGGCAUGUUACAUUCUGGAGGACAAGCAAAGCACAUCACCCGCAGUGGGGGGGCACAAGCCCGCUCAUACUUUUACUAUAAUUUGUUUGUGUGCCAAACACUAUCAGUAGUUAUCCUAUUUUUCAAAUAACAAUCAUAUUUCUGAAGUAUUUGUUUCACUAUCUCAAUAGCGCCGUAUUUAUUGAUAAAAGUGGCAAUGCAGUAUUUUGUAUCUGUGGCGUAAAAGACCGCAGUAUGACGCGCCGAGGCCGGUCCGGUAAUUACACAUAAUCUCCAGUGUAAUCUUAUCGCCGGUGAUAACCGCCUGCGUUCCGUCUACCGUCUCUUCGUAUCUGACACUCAUUAACAAUGGUCGUCAACACUGCGGAUCAACUGACAGAGGAACAGAUCGCCGAGUUCAAGGAGGCGUUCUCACUGUUCGACAAAGAUGGCGACGGCACCAUCACGACCAAAGAGUUGGGAACCGUUAUGAGAUCCUUAGGACAGAACCCCACAGAAGCAGAGCUUCAAGACAUGAUCAACGAAGUUGACGCAGACGGUAACGGCACGAUAGAUUUCCCCGAAUUCCUGACGAUGAUGGCCCGUAAAAUGAAGGACACCGACAGUGAGGAGGAAAUCCGUGAAGCGUUCCGCGUGUUCGACAAGGACGGCAACGGGUUCAUAUCGGCGGCUGAGCUGCGCCACGUCAUGACCAACCUCGGCGAGAAGCUCACCGAUGAGGAGGUCGAUGAGAUGAUCCGCGAGGCCGACAUCGACGGCGACGGACAAGUCAAUUACGAGGAAUUCGUCACCAUGAUGACGUCGAAGUGAGCCGCCGGCUAGUGUGUGUGUAAAAAGCAGAGAAUUUAAAUAUACAUUUUGUUUCAUGACACACAAUAUUACCAUCGUAUUGGACCUGCAUUUCUCUAGUGUUUGCGAUAAAUUAAAUAUUGUCAUCGUUUCAGUUUAAUGAUGUACUUGUAACGUCGGGCGCGGACGACGGAGCGCGGCGGCCAUGUUCCCCGCGCUCCGUCGUCUCCGCCUUCUCUUUUUAUUUAGAUUUAAAGUAUUCCGUUAAUUUUACUAUGUAAGAAAAAUUUUAACUGUAGCGGUACAAAGGGAAAACGAAUAGGUGUGCGUCGCAAUGUGAUGGUAUAAGUCUCGGGUUCGUGUCGGCUCAUAUUUAUAUUUGUGUAUAUUGGGGCGGCCGCCGUCCUGUAUGUGUGCGUGCGUGCCUCUGUUUGCGUCGCGCCCUAGUGUCUGCGGUGCUAGCGUCCCGCACCUUUCCGAUACAUUUUAAUGUAAAUUUUUUUCAAGUAUGAGAUAUUUAUAAAGUACGUGAGGAAUAAAAAUUUAAAAAAUCCCAAAAAAAGAUAGUGUACCCGGCGGACGGCUCGCUCCGCCCGCUCCACUCCGUGUACAUUAUGGUAACGUAAUAAAUGUUUAAAUUUAACUAACUCAGUAAACGAAUAAAUUAGAUUUAUUGGUACUGCAUUAAUUGUAUCUGUAAAUGACUUGAUAAAUAUUAUAUUUCUAUUGUUGGUGAAACUAAUUCUAUCGAAAUGGAAAGUAAUCCGCUCUGUUAUUCUCUUACCACAUUUGAUUCAUUCUGUUAUUAAAUUUUACAAAAGACAUACUGAAAAUAAAUGUUUCUUCAUUUUUAGGUCAAUAAGCAUCGGUGUUUCAUUUCGCACCCGUUGAUUUGGUUAUGUGUUUAGUUUUUGCGUUAGUCGUAAAUAUUUACCUGAGCUCGCCCUAAUGCGCUGUUAUUAAUUGUGUAGACUAAUGAGAUUCCACUCGAUGUUUGUGUACUCAACUGAUACCGAUACGCCUACGUGCUGAACCCGCUGGUUGUGGUAUGCUCG
Spodoptera exigua (beet armyworm) is the source of this 2259-nucleotide messenger RNA. NCBI's taxonomy places the organism in Eukaryota, Metazoa, Arthropoda, Insecta, Lepidoptera, Noctuidae. The record is from the annotation of a GenBank genome assembly.